This is a messenger RNA of Laetiporus sulphureus 93-53, 633 nucleotides long. Its product is annotated as EF-hand protein. Gene Ontology annotation, cellular component: myosin II complex. Gene Ontology annotation, biological process: mitotic actomyosin contractile ring assembly. Gene Ontology annotation, molecular function: calcium ion binding. NCBI's taxonomy places the organism in Eukaryota, Fungi, Basidiomycota, Agaricomycetes, Polyporales, Laetiporaceae. Bases 97 to 522 code for a protein of 141 amino acids. The transcript has 6 exons. The record is from RefSeq and is a predicted model, not a curated record.
UUAUAUUGUGGCUGAUAUCUGGCAUCUGCCACGCUUGUCGUCGGCCCCUGCACUGUCUAUACGCCUUCUUCCCCUCCAUCCUUCUCUAUCUAUAUCAUGAGUGACAACGCAGAAUACAAGGAAGCCUUCGCGCUCUUCGACAAGAAAGGCACGGGCGCUGUGCAGCGAGAAGUUCUGGGUGACUUGUUGCGUGCGCUUGGCCAGAACCCUACGCAGGCGGAAGUGGCGGACAUUAUUGCAUCGGCACCACGGGAAGUCGACUACAAGACCUUCCUCACGAUCUUGAACCGACCGGACGGUUUCAAGCCUGCAGGAACACCUGAGGAGUUCAUCCGCGGCUUCCAGGUGUUCGACAAGGAAGGCAACGGCUUUAUUGGAGCUGGCGAGCUCCGAUAUGUCCUCACACAGCUCGGCGAGAAGAUGACAGACGAAGAAGUGGACGAGCUUCUGAAGGGCGUGCCUAUUGGCCCCGAUGGCAACGUGAACUAUGAAUCGUUCGUGCGCACAAUUCUCAGCCAGUAGCCGUCUGCGCCGCCCUACUUGACGACCAGAGGCACGCAAUAUGAUGGAAGCACGGCCGAGUUGUGUCGAGGCUGAUGGAUGCAGAGGGGAGCAGAUGUAUUACGACCCAUA